AUGCAGUUCCUCCGGCGCAUCGGAGAUCUGUUGGAUGAGGAGCCUGCGACUACACCUGGGACUAUGCCUGCGACACCGUCGGAGACUCCCAUGCAAACCUUGGAGGAGAUGAUUUCUCUUCCAGAAGAAGAUGCAGAAAAGGAGGCCCGCGCUGCUGCAGAGCUUUUGCAGCAAGCCGCCCAAGCCUCUGAGGCGCUGGCACAGCAGCUGCCCGAGGCACUCAAGCGGGCACGGAAGGCUGAGAUGGAGGCCCAGAAACUGCGGGAAUCUCUGGCCGAAGCGGAGGCGAAAAUCGCUGGCUUACAGGCACAGCAGCUGCGGCUUGCGGAUGGUUUGCUGGGCGAAAUUCGCCAACGGGAUGCGGAGCUGGCGCUGUUGCGCAUGGCCAGUGCGGCUGCAAACCCUGAAGAGGAAGCCCGAGAACGGGAGCUUGAGCAGGAAGUUGUGACCCUCAAUGAGGGCCAAGUUGACUUCAACAGGAGUGGUGCCACCAAAGUAGUGGUGUUCUCCGCUGCUGAACUGCUGCCGAACGACGAGGUCAUCUCAGUGAAUGGCUUGUCUGCCAAGAACAUGACUUGGGAGGAGUUCGACGCUGCUCUGGGGAAUUGCCCGGUGGUCUUGACUGUGCAGCGGGAGCGUCGUCAAGGUGGCCUUGCCGCCCGAGUGCGCUCUCUUUCUGUUUGGACCAGGGACAAGGCUAAGGCUGCUGCGCGUGAACUGGAGCAGGCCAUGGCCGAGAUCCAGGAGGAUGGUCUGUCCAGUGCCGAUCAGCCGAGCCUGGCUGGAGAGGAUUCAACUCGAAGCGAUCCAGAGCCGCUUUGGACACAGAACCGCUGUGAGACUGAGACCGAUGAAGCAGAUGCAGAGGCGCGGAACCGGCCCUUUUACGAGUUGGUCCGUGGCUCCAUGGCGGAGGCGAUCGAAACGAAUGGCCCGGACACUUUUGAGCGGUGGCUCCGGCAGUUCCACAGUGAGCGGGACGAUGAGUGGUUUGCCAACAACCGUACCCGAGUCUACAAUGCUUUCCGCCCGCACUGGGAUGAAGUCGUUGCGAAAGGUGCCACAGACAAGUGA
This is a messenger RNA of Durusdinium trenchii, 1074 nucleotides long. Lineage: Eukaryota; Dinophyceae; Suessiales; Symbiodiniaceae. The record is from the annotation of a GenBank genome assembly.